Solanum verrucosum is the source of this 822-nucleotide messenger RNA. RefSeq lists its product as uncharacterized. The coding region runs from base 118 to 639 and encodes 173 amino acids. The transcript has 3 exons. The record is from RefSeq and is a predicted model, not a curated record. NCBI's taxonomy places the organism in Eukaryota, Viridiplantae, Streptophyta, Magnoliopsida, Solanales, Solanaceae.
AUUCAAACUCACCUCACAAACCCAAGAAAACAUUUCUUUCUCCAUUUUUUUCCAACACAAAAAAAAUUUAAAAAAAUCAAAAUCACAACAAAAUAAAAGAGAAAACAACAAGAAGAAAUGGCCUCAUCAAUGAAAUCAUCUUUGAUCCUUUUCUUUACAUGUUCCCUUUUCCUCCAGGUCACUUAUGCUGUGUAUAAAACUGAGGUGAAAUGUGAGAGUUUACCAAAUGGUGAUUGUGCAUUUGCAAUUUCAUCAACAGGAAAAAGGUGUGUAUUAGAAAAAGCAACAACACCAAAAGAUGACUUAAUAAGUAGUGAGUAUGAAUGCAAGACAUCAGAAGUGAUAGUUGAAAACAUGAAGGAACACAUUGAAACAGAUGAAUGUAUUGAAUCUUGUGGUCUUAAUAGAAAUUUCUUUGGAAUUUCUUCUGAUGAUUUGCUUGAGCCUCAAUUUGUCUCCAAAUUAUGUGCCCCUGCUUGUUAUCAAGAAUGUCCCAAUAUUGUUGACCUUUACUUCAACUUGGCUGCUGGUGAAGGAGCAUACUUGCCAGACCUAUGCAACAAGAACAAUAAGUUGAAGAGUAGUGGUGCUGCUGAAGAUGGUGUUGAUGCUCCUGCUCCAUCUCCUUCUUCAUUCUAAAUAUUUUUGCACUUUUAAAAAUAAAAUAAAAAUAUAUAUAUAAAUAAUUGUUUUUUUACAAACAAUUUUAUUGUUGUUUAUGAAGAUAUUGCACUCAAUGUUUAAUUCUUUGGGUUUGCUGAAAUUUUUCUUUGUACCAAUUCUUUUGUCACUGAGAAUUUAAUAAAGAUUCUUCUUCUUUUA